This is a messenger RNA of Colletotrichum paranaense, 936 nucleotides long. RefSeq names its product carbon-nitrogen hydrolase. Gene Ontology annotation, molecular function: beta-ureidopropionase activity. The transcript is spliced from 2 exons. The record is from RefSeq and is a predicted model, not a curated record. The coding region runs from base 1 to 936 and encodes 311 amino acids. NCBI's taxonomy places the organism in Eukaryota, Fungi, Ascomycota, Sordariomycetes, Glomerellales, Glomerellaceae.
AUGGCGGCCGUCUUGGAGAAUCAGUCUUUCAAAGUCGCAUUGGUACAAACAAGCCCAAAGGUUCUGGAUGCCGAGCACAACUUUGCUCAUGCUUCCAAACAAAUUCGCCUGGCUGCAACUCAAGGAGCAUCACUGGCGGUUCUCCCAGAAUAUCAUAUGACAGGAUGGGUACCGGAUGAACCCUCAUUCGCGCUAAGCUAUGAGGAAGCUCAGAAUUUCCAACGGCGAUACCAGCAACUCGCAGCCGAAGUGCACAUCAACAUCUGCGCCGGCACAAUCGUCUACCGAGCACCAGACGAAGAUCCCAACUCCAAGCCAACUCUUCUUAAUACCUCUUACUUCAUCGACCAUGAUGGACAACUCUUAGGCGCUUAUACCAAGACCAACCUCUGGAUCCCCGAACGCGAUCAUCUGACUUCAAGCAUCGACUACGCACACAAGAUGCAAGUCGACGAGGGUACGCCAAAGCCUCAUAAAGUCUUCGAUACUCCCUUGGGUCCCGUCGGCAUUCUAGUAUGCUGGGAUUUGGCCUUCCCGGAAGCAUUCCGACAGCUUGUCUUGGCCGGUGCAAAGAUCAUCGUCAUGCCCUCGUACUGGACUCUAUCGGACAUGAGCAAGGAAGGUUUGGAGUAUAACGCGUCUUGCGAGAAGAUGUUUGUGGAGUCCACGCUUACCACGAGGGCUUUUGAGAAUACUGCUGCCAUCAUCUACUGCAAUGCGGGAGGACCUUCGGAGCAGGGCUAUUUUGGUUGCAGCCAAGUUGCAUUGCCCAUCGUCGGCAAGGUUCCUGGGAGCUUCACGGAUGGCGAGGACGGGAUGCGGGUGGUGGAUGUGGAUAUGCGAGUUGUUGAGAUUGCUGAGCGGAACUAUCAGAUUCGACAGGAUUUGGGGCGCAUCGAUUGGCAUUAUGGCUAUGCGAAAGGGGCCAAGUUGUAA